Molecule: messenger RNA, 5078 nt
Organism: Alligator sinensis (Chinese alligator)
Lineage: Eukaryota; Metazoa; Chordata; Crocodylia; Alligatoridae
Gene: SLC16A6
Product: solute carrier family 16 member 6
Exons: 5
Coding region: 431-2008 (525 amino acids)
Biological process (GO): transmembrane transport; monocarboxylic acid transport
Molecular function (GO): monocarboxylic acid transmembrane transporter activity
Source: RefSeq, a predicted model, not a curated record
AGUCUUGCAUCUUCCCUCUGCAUCUGGUUUUCUCUCUGCUAAAUACGAUGGCCACGGCCUGGCUCUGAAGUUCGUGACCUUUCACGAGCCUCGGGGUUCUGCUGCAGGUUGUUCAAGAAUUGCAUCCCUCCUGCAUUUCACUCGGAUGCGUUUCGUUGCUGGUUUUGCUGAUCAGAACAGCUUAUCCCGAUGCCGAGUGGUCUGUUUCUGGUUCUUGAUUCAAACGGCGUACAAACAAACGAGCCGUAUCCCGUCAUAAAGAAAAAGAGAAACUUCUGCCUGUGUGCUCUCACCGCAGCAGGGAAAAAGACUCUUCUUGCUUCUAUUUACUGAUGUUAAAGUUAUUAGGCCGCAUAUUCGUGUAAGCAAAAUUAACUUAAAAAGAUGCCUUGCUUUUUUCCUCCUUCCAGCCCUCCAUUCUAGAUUCAAAAUGACUGUCAAAGCUGUAAAGAUGUCGUGCACCGCUUCAAACGUUUAUACUAAAGUGCCUGACGGAGGAUGGGGUUGGACUGUUGCUUUUGCUUUCUUCUUCGUGGAAGCACUUACGUAUGGCAUCUUAAAAUCAUUUGGAGUCUUCUUUAAUGACCUGAUGGAAAGUUUUGAUGAAACCAACAGCAGAAUAUCCUGGAUAAUCUCCAUAUGCGUAUUUGUGCAGACCUUUACAGCUCCCUUGUCAACAAUACUAAGCAAUCGCUUUGGUCACCGUCUGGUGGUGAUGGCUGGAGGGAUACUGGUCAGUGCCGGAAUGAUCACCGCCUCCUUUGCACACUCGGUUGUUGAAAUGUAUAUCACCAUUGGCGUAAUCUCUGGCUUGGGAUACUGCCUCUCCUUUCUCCCGACUGUCACCAUUUUGUCACAGUAUUUUGAAAAAAGACGUUCACUGGUCACUGCAGUGGCAUCUACAGGAGAAUGUUUUGCUGUCUUCUCUUUUGCACCAGCUAUUACUGCCUUGAAAGAGCAGAUUGGUUGGAGGUACAGUCUCCUAUUUGUUGGUAUGCUACAGUUAAACAUUGUCAUCUGUGGAUCGCUGCUGCGACCUAUUAUAAUCAAAGCGCAAGAAGUAGCAAAAGUAUUGCCAAUAGAAGAGCAAACGGAAACAAAGUACAUGCUUGAAAACGAGCAAACAUGCACCUCAAUAGAGUCCUUCGACUCAGGAGUAGAAGUAACUACCUCACCUUGCAACGUGCCUGGAAAUGCCAAAACGGAGCUGAAAAGUAAAGAACCAAAGGAAACGGUCCAGAUGCUUGUCGACGCUAGCAGCUCCCCUGAAGAACCAAAAACCAAACUACAGCUACUGGACUUUUCCGUGAUGAAAGACUGUAGCUUUAUUUGUUACGCACUCUUCGGUCUCUUUGCCACUCUGGGCUUCUUUGCCCCCUCGCUGUACAUCAUUCCUCUUGGUCUCAGCCUUGGCAUUGACAAGGACCAUUCAGCCUAUAUAUUAUCUGCCAUGGCCAUUGCCGAAGUCUUUGGAAGAAUUGGUGCUGGCUGGGUCCUCAACAAAAAGCCUAUCCGCAAGAUUUACAUUGAACUCAUCUGUGUCAUUCUGCUGUCCAUUGCUCUGUUGGCAUUCCCAUUUGCCUAUGAAUUCUGGGGACUGAUGAUGUGUAGCAUUUUUUUCGGGUUCAUGCUUGGGACCGUAGCAGGCACACACAUUCCUCUGUUAGCCGAAGAUGAUGUAGCUGGCAUUGAGAAGAUGUCUUCUGCAGCAGGAGUGUAUGUGUUUAUUCAGAGCUUAUCUGGGUUGGCUGGACCACCCCUGGCAGGUGUACUAGUGGACACAACGCAGAACUACAGGUCAGCUUUCUAUUCCUGCGCUGCUGGCAUGAUCCUCGGUAGUGUGUUCCUGGCCUUUGUCAGACCAUGCAAAACAGGACUGUGUCAAAAUCGGAAGCUGAACUUGGAGGAAAACACGUCAGAAGCUCCAGUAAAUUUACCAGAUGACUUUAUUGAAACAGAUAUUGGGAAAGUAGAUGAUUCAGGAAAAGGCUCUGAAAGCAUGGCCUAAAAAAAAAAAAAAAAAAGCUGUCCUCCUUAACCUCCUAGAUGCUGUGUAAGACCGGGAAGGGAAAUGGAGUCAGCUCCACUCCAUAUUUUAAAAUUCCACUCUAAAGGGAAUGCAAAGUUUUAAGUGUGAACAGUUGCUACCAACAUUUUCUUUAUACCACCCCUCCCUUUUUUUUUUAAUUGCUUUUGAUAUAUUUUUUUAAUACCUAGCAAUGGCAGUUCCAUUUGAAAUAUGGCCAUGUGCUGCAAGCCAUGGAAGAAUAUUUCUGUCCAGCAUGAAGAUAAGUCUGCUUUCUUAAUAGUACCUAACGGUUCUAUUGAUCAAGUAAAAGACUUUCAUAAGGACCUUAUGAAAGUAAAAAAUGGCUCAUACAACUCUACUAACUAGCUCACAGUCUUUGUUUGCCUGCAAGCAUCUUGAACGACAAUCCCAAUUCAAUCAACAAAGUAGAUAUGCUGAAGUAGAGACAGUAACUAAACACGUAACUUGAACUUUUGGGGUUUUCUACCUAAAGAAUAUGGAUUCUAGUUUUUAGAUUUCUUUUUUUGGAUGGUUCAAGGGGUGGGGAAGGGGAUAGACUGAAUAGCUGAUUUAUGACAUUGUUAAUGGUGGGGUUCUGGGUCUUUUUUUUUAAUUAACUUGAACUCCAUCAAUGCUGGGAAGUUGGAGAUUAUCACUUUUUUUUUUUUUUUUUUAAUGGCCAGUUAUUGCUGCAGAGAGAGAGUUGGGGCGGGGGGGAUUUUUUUCUCUCCAUACAAGCGUCCUUGGAAAUGUUUCCUGUUAGAUCAGAUAUAUUGUCUUUUAAUUUAAACUAGUAUUUAUUUUAAAUUAUUUGGAGGUUGUUAAAAGCUGUCAAAUAAUUUUGUAUUGGAGAAGAAAAAUAAUCCUGUGGCUUAGCAAAAAAGCCAUUUUACCUCUUCGUACCAAUUCUUUCAAUGCCUAUCACAAACUUAAUUUCUUUCCGUCUUUCUUUUUUGUUUUAAGCCUAGGUUGUAGUGACUGCUGUCUGUUUUUAAUAGAUAAGCCUUACACAACCCAUGCUCUUUGAGAGAGGGGAAAAAAAGAGAGAACAACUGCUGGAUAGCAACUUGCAUAUUCAGUGCAUCUUUCCGUAGGUUGUGGGUUUCAGGUCCUCAGGUACUGUAAACUGACAGCUCUGACCUAGGUAGAAUUACAAUAGCUGAGGAUCUGGUCCUGUAUGUUUAGUAUCUAAACCUAUUUGCAAAUUUUUCAAUUACUGCUGCACACAAAUCCCUGCAGCACUACUGAAUUCACACCAAUAAAAAUCGCUGCAGCUAACAUGAGGCAGCAAAGGCACUUGUCCUCACAGGUUGCAAAUAACAGCUUACAUCCUUUAUAAUAUGAAGGAUGUUUUCUUAAGCUACUAUAGGCAUCGAAUAACUGGUCUUAAAUGCAAAGACAAUUGUCAGUCUCUUAUUCCUACUGAACUCAUUGAGUAUUUUACUAUUUAGUUUUGUGAGCACAAAGUUGGGCUCUUUGUGCAUUUCCCAAUUUAGCCUGAUUACGUGUAAAGAAGGGAACUGUAAAAGACAGCAUACUGGCUGUUCAUUCACUUUAUUUUUAGUUGAUUCCUACUCCAGGGGCGCAUCAACAGGUCACCCUAUGACAACGUAGUGAUGUGCCAUGCCGCUGUAUGCUGUGCUACAGCAACGUAGCAACCACGUGAUUGCCAGCUAUGUCACCGUAGCGGCAUGCUUCCCGGAUACAGUGUACCCCUAUGGUGACGUAGCGGGAAAAUCUAAGCAUGCACCACCCAUACUACGCCAUGCUUUAGUAUGAAGCAACGUCGCUGUACACUGAUGUGUAGAUGCGCCCAUGGUGACACAAGCUUUCUUGCCCCAUCUUUAUGCAUCUCUAUGCCACUAAGCAACUCAGGGGGACAAAAAAAGUCUGUUUUGGUUGUGAGUACACACACCUUGAAAAAUAUUUCUGUGUUUUAAAUGGAAGUGGCAUUGUCCAUUAACCGCUAUGUUACCAUGUCUGUGUAUUUUACCAGCCAUAGAAAUGUGGGACAAUCUGUAAAUUCUCUUUUUGGGAAGGUGCUUUUGGGUUUUUUAAAUUGUCUUAGAUGUCCAAAAAGAAACAGGCACUCCUGCAACAAGUGGCUAUUGCAAUUCCUUGUCACUGCCUGAGAACUAUCAUGAUCAUGCUGCAGCUCUGUGUCCUUUAUAUGCCUUCAGCACUUUAUCAUACACAGCAGAACCUCGCUAAGUUGCACCAAUGACUGGAAGACCCAUUGUAGGUUGCUAGAUUUUUUUUGUGAAUAACUAAAGAACAAAUAUGGCAACAAACAUGUACUUAUUUAUUUUUUUAAGUGUAGCUAAUUUUAAAUUAUGAUACUUCAAGCAUGCUGGUCAGUGUUCUGUAGAAUAACUAUAAAAAUUAAUGAAGUCUUAAUAAUAAGAGACCUCACUACAGCACUUUGCUUAGAAGUGGACGAGGCUGCAGGUUCUUUGUAUGAGUGUGUGUACGUUACCUGUUCUGCAGAUUAACGAGGUUCUACUGUCUCUUUUUAUGAGGAUUUCCAAUACAGAUUAAAUGUGUGCGACUGACUGCACAGGGAGGUUCCAGUUUCUGUACAUACAGUAAUAGCAAGAGCAGGCGAGCGUAUGAGUGUGUGUGCACGCACAAAAGACCCAGAAGCAGGCUUUAAUGUGUUCAAAACAGGAUUUGCUAGUUUGUUCUGUAAUAUAUUUCGUGAACUCCUGGAAGUGUCACAAAACACUGAGUUUUGCAAUAAAUUUUUUUUCAUAAAAAACUUCUCAGAUCUCGUGAGAUUUUUUUUUUCCCCCCACCCCAAACCAGUGUGGCAUCUAGUUGGCAAAAAAACCAAAACCACGAUACACCUUUUAGUUAUGACUGAAAGCCUUGAUUGUCAGAACUCCCUUUUCAGAAGGGUUUUCAGUGAUUGAUCUUCCUUGCACACCGCUUUCCCACACUCAAGUAUCAUGUUGCCAUUCCUGGAAUGAGCAACCAUGAGCUCUCUUACAGUAACUACCUGCGUGCUGGCAGAUUAACGCUGCCCAUAAAUGAACACUGGUAGUCUGAG